Molecule: messenger RNA, 480 nt
Organism: Brugia malayi
Lineage: Eukaryota; Metazoa; Nematoda; Chromadorea; Rhabditida; Onchocercidae
Product: CHCH domain containing protein
Exons: 4
Coding region: 1-480 (159 amino acids)
Biological process (GO): protein import into mitochondrial intermembrane space
Cellular component (GO): mitochondrial intermembrane space
Molecular function (GO): protein-disulfide reductase activity
Source: RefSeq, a predicted model, not a curated record
AUGGAUCGGUUAAAGUCGUUGGGAAGUGUGCUUUUUGGGAUACCAUGGAAAUCUCGGGAGAUGGAAGAUGAUACCGAUGAAGGAGAUUUGGUUCAUAGAAUAACACGAGAAGAAUACGAGGAACCAAUUCGGGAUGCCUACGUGGAGUCAUUGGCACGUAUGCCAUAUGCAGAACUUGAUGACAAAUACAACCCAGGUCCAACAUUGCCAGAUGGAAGUGUGAACUUUGAGUGUCACUGUGUUGGUCACUUAGUCGCCAGUCCAUGCGGUCAUGAAUUUCGUGAAGCAAUAAAGUGCCAGAAAAGUGCUGGGGAAGCAGCCUUAGAGGAAGGAGCUUGUGCCACAGAGUUCAUGAAUUUUAUGGAUUGUGUUAUCCGAACGGGAUGCUUUAAAAGUACGCGUGAUCUUAAUGAAGAUGAGGAUAAUGAAGAGCAGAAAAACGCUAAAUUAGAGGAUUCGGUGCACUCUGAUCAAGCGUAA